Astrephomene gubernaculifera is the source of this 1875-nucleotide messenger RNA. Lineage: Eukaryota; Viridiplantae; Chlorophyta; Chlorophyceae; Chlamydomonadales; Astrephomenaceae. The record is from the annotation of a GenBank genome assembly.
CUCCUACCUACUUUGCGGGGGCGUUUCGUGACUGCAGUUUUGACCACGUGCCGUGCUCCUUAACUAUCCGCAAGCAUACUGCUCUGGACGGAAUCAACAUCCUUAUUCAGAAGGACAUACCCUAUGUUCUCGCUGUCCGUGCUGCAUUGGCAAGUUUCAGAAAAUCUUGUCUGUCGAGCAAUUCCCUGAGACGCAAGCCAAGCCGCCAGCCAACCUCACGGUCACCCCCACACCACUUUUUCAGCCAUACACCACACACCCGAUCCCAAACAAGCCAGCCCCUCAACGAUGUGGGCUAUGUGCGGAAGACCCUGCCUCGGAUUCACCGCACGACAUCUGUAUCGGUGACAGCAGCAGCAGCAGCAGCCCCCACACACAGCCAGGCAGCACCGUGUGCCUGGAACGGCACUGUCGCCCAACAUUAGCAGCUGCAGCAGCAGCCGGACGUCACCGACGAAGGCAGCACCAUAGCUGCGCUGUAGGCCCAUGGUGCUGUCAUGGAGCCUCAAUGGGCCCGCGGCAGCAGCACCAGCAGCGCGAUCCAAGCCGCGGUACGACUUCCGUCUCGAAGAUCAGGACUGGGAUAAGGUGUGCUGGGGCCACCUGCCCAAGAGUGACGCCCGCUCGCUGCCGCACCAGCUCUCCCGGCGGGCCAAGUGGGCGGCGGUGCUGCGGGCGGCGGCGCGGCCCGAGGGCGGCGGCUGGCGGGCGGACUUCAGGCCCGAGGAGGUCACCACAUGGAGGCUGCAGGCGCUGGCUCGAGUCAUAGACCAGGAGUUCUUCCAGGGAAGCUUCCAUAGAGCUGUGACGAGGCGACUAGGACGUCCAUUGCUGUACCAGGCCGUUGACAAGUACGGCGACCAAGCCGUACAGCGGGGGGAAACGUUAGUGACGUCAGCAGUCGUACAAUCUGCGUCAUCAGCAUCCUCCUCCUCGGUAGCGGUUCCAUGGGCAACCCUACCAACAGCAACUCUAGCAUCCAGGAGGAGGUCCGGGUUAGCGCCGCCGUUGGUGGUUGUACGACCAACGCUGUUGCUGCCGCCGCCGUCAGUGUUGAAUGCAGUCGGUGGUUCCGUUUCUGCUACCGGCAGCGCCGGGGGCGGAGCUAGCGGCACCAGCAGCAGCGAUUGUAACGACGUCGCCGCUGCCGCCAGUGGUGGAGGCGGAGAGGGAAAGCGCUGGGGUUGGUUGGGUAGCCUGAGGUUGCGGCGGGGAAGCGGGCAGCAGGUGGGGGGUCCUGGUGGCGCCAGCGGCGGCACUGCUGUCGCCGUCAGCGCUAGUUCUGGCGGUAGCGGCGGCAGGGAUGGCGCCAAGGGCGGAGGAAGAGGCGGAGGGGGAGGCAGGGGCAAGGCUGCUACGGCUGCUGCAGCGGUGCCGGUGGUGUCGCGUGCGGCCACCGACGGCAUCACAGCCACCUACAGCCCCAACCGAGGGCUGGUGACGUUCUACCGGCGGGCGUGGAGCCACUCGCCUACCCUGGGGCAACCCAUACGGCUGGACGGCAUUCCGUGUACUACAAAGCUCUCCUGGCUCGCUCACACGCUGGGUCACGAGAUGCUGCACGUGCUGCUGAGGACCAUGUGUGGCGGGUUCUCCCGGGACGCGCCUCAGAACAUGGCGUUAGAGGGGCACGGCUACAACUUCCUCAUGCUCAACUGGUACGUGCUGGGCCACCGAGGACAUGUGUACGACACCUCUGGCUGGAGGCCGCCACCGCCAUUGCCGUACAGGCUUUGACGAGCAUGUACGGAAGAUCUAUCAGCAGCAGCGCUGGCAUUGCCUGCUGCCUAGCGUUGCUGUACACCAGCAGCCAAGCAGCCAAGCAUUUGGACGCCCCUGCGUUGGUUGCAUGCAAGCAUGCCUUUGCCAUACUCA